AUGUCGGAAGUGAGCGAGCUGCUGGGACCCAGUCCACGCCCGUCGCUCGACGGCGAACGUCCGCCAACAUCAAAUGGGACCAAUGGCGCUGCGGACGGACACGAACCGGACGAACACGAACAGGACGAUGCCCAGGACCCUGACCCUGUAGAGCGUCUGCAACGCGAGCUACAACGUACGAAGGAGGAGAAGGAUGCGCUUGCGUUGCAGUACCGCAAUCUGCUGUCGAAGCUGACCGCGAUGCGCACGACGGUCGCGAACAAGCUGAAGCAGGAUGCCGAAGAACUCGACCGUCAGGACCAGCUCGUGCAGCAGCUCACCGCGCGGAACGACGACCUCACGCAGACAGUCGAGACGCUCAAGGCGGAGCUCAUCGCAUCGAAUGAGGAGGCGAAUCGGGCAUCGCGCGAACUCGAGGCGAUGAGAAGUCGUGCGUUACAGGAGAGCGCUCACGAGUCGCACAUGCGGGAGCAGGAAUUGCGCGAGACGCAGGCCGAGCUCGAACAAUGCAGGAUGGAGCGAGACGAGUGGGAGCAGAAGGCGCUGCAGGAACAUAUCGCGGCGGAUGAGGCACGGUCGACGCUUGCGAACUUGCGGAGAGAAAUUGAGGUCGAACGAACGGCGAAGGAGAUGGCUGAGACCGAGCUCGGCGUCGAGCGCGAGAAAUGCACAAACCUGCAGUCGGUGCUGGAGGACUUUCAGGCUGCGAAGGACCAUGAUCUGGAACAGGCGACGAAGGACUAUGAGUCUCAGCUGCAGGCUGCCACACAGUCGCUUGCCGAAUUCAAACAUCGCGCGCUGAAUGCCGAGCUCCAACUGGAAGAAUCUUCGACGGAUACGUCGCGGCUUCAGGACCUCGAAAAGGAAGUGAAAGAGAAAAAGUUGCUUAUCGGAAAGUUGCGCCACGAAGCGGUGAUUAUGAACGAGCAUCUCAUGGAGGCGCUCCGCCGAUUACGGCAGUCUUCGACUGACACGAACGUUGACCGACGGCUGGUCACCAAUGUAUUACUUUCAUUCCUUACAACACCACGCGGCGAUACGAAACGCUUUGAGAUGCUCUCGCUGCUCGCCACUAUCCUCUCCUGGAACGACGAUGAGCGGGAGCGCGCAGGAUUGCAGCACAAGAGUAGCUCAAUGCAGGCUCCUUCCCCAUUUUCCGGUCUAUUAGGCCGUUCAUCCACAUCAUCACCUUCGAAAGGUAAGGCACUGGAGUUGGAUAAGACGGAUGAAACCGAAUCGUUCUCUCGCCUCUGGGUUGAAUUCCUCCUCACUGAGGCCGCCGCAGGGGAGAGCCCUACGCGUGCGCUCUUCAACGGCUCGUUGCCUAGCACGCCUACGCGUAGUUCGCGCCAAUCGGGGACGUUCUCACCACCGACUCUCAGAGAGACAACGCGACUACCUUCAUUCACGAAUGCAGCGGUAGCCAGCACGCCUGACCUUCCACUACGUCCACCACCAACGGGGAAGGGGAAGGAGAGAGCCAAUUCGUGAGACUUUGGCUACUGUCUGCUUCGAGUUUUCUUCGUUGGCUGUCGAUGACCAUCUUCAUAUACCUCUGCAUGCCCGAUUUGCGUCACGUCAUUACUGUCAGACUCCUAAUGUCGUUCAUUAAUUCUCGUCGGACAAGAAGAUACCUUUACCAACCACUUUGCAACGCUGAGAAAUUAGGUCAUGUUCUUCGAUUGUUCUUGCAUCAUGCGAACAAAAUGAAUUCUAGAUCAUGAUAUAGGAGAAAUAAAAUAUGGUGCCUAUACAAUAUACAAUAGUACAACAACAACGGGAAGAACGUCGAGAGACCCGCUUAUACCUCCUGACUGUCCUUCUUGCCCUUUUG
Molecule: messenger RNA, 1834 nt
Organism: Laetiporus sulphureus 93-53
Lineage: Eukaryota; Fungi; Basidiomycota; Agaricomycetes; Polyporales; Laetiporaceae
Exons: 7
Coding region: 1-1491 (496 amino acids)
Biological process (GO): Golgi organization; endoplasmic reticulum to Golgi vesicle-mediated transport
Cellular component (GO): Golgi apparatus
Molecular function (GO): small GTPase binding
Source: RefSeq, a predicted model, not a curated record